CUGAGUCUUCAUUCACUAGUUUAGUUUAAAUCUAAAAAUGUACGCUAAGGUAUUGUUAACUUUGUUCGUACUGUACUUAAGUACAGUUCAGUGUAACGAUAUCCGCAUUGGAUAUACAAAUUUGAGAUCAAUAAAAAUCUACAGUGAAUUGAAAGAGGCUGAUCCUGCGUUAUGGAAGAGGACAGAAGAGGUUACGAUCAAAGCACCUCCUCAUGAGUUCAUAGAUUCUAUACACGUGUCAGAUUUGAGGGAGGAUAAGGAUGGAGAAGCGUACAUCACGAGUGGUGGCAUCGGUAUGCCGUAUGUGACCAUUUCUCUGAAAAGUCCCACAAUAUUGCGUGGAUACAAGUUCCAGAUCGAAGUGUACGCCAGCCCUCUUGUGUCCAAUGAGGGGUUGUUCAGCAAAGGCAGCUUUAACUACGGUGAAGCCCAGCAGGUGCAGCAGUACCCUCGUAAGUUUUAGGAGUUGAUUAAAACGUGAGACGUUGUCAUUGUGAUGAUUUUAUUUAUUCAAUAAAUUUUGUG
Messenger RNA from Spodoptera litura, 525 nucleotides. RefSeq lists its product as uncharacterized. The record is from RefSeq and is a predicted model, not a curated record. Lineage: Eukaryota; Metazoa; Arthropoda; Insecta; Lepidoptera; Noctuidae.